Molecule: messenger RNA, 1281 nt
Organism: Psylliodes chrysocephalus
Lineage: Eukaryota; Metazoa; Arthropoda; Insecta; Coleoptera; Chrysomelidae
Source: the annotation of a GenBank genome assembly
AUGUCAUCUACAAAAAAAAGUAAAUCGAAAAGGAAACAGUCAAAAAGAAAAAUUAAUGUGAAAAAAUCAAAAAAACUCAAAACGAUAACUCUAUCAAAAGCUAUUCAAAAGAUAAAAAAACAACUUUUAAUUAGUAAACCACAAACUCUGGGCUCAGCUAUUCAAUUAGCGUUAAAAGUUUUAAAGUCAUUUAACAAGAAAAUAUCAAAACCACGAGUCAUCAAAGUUCCCAAAACAGGUGGAAUACUACCGUUAAUACCAAUUUUUGCUGGACUAAGUGCCCUUGGAGCCUUGACUAGAGGGGCUGCGUCAAUUGCGAAAGCAGUGGGUGAUGCUAAAGCUGCGAAAGAACAAUUGCUGGAAUCUCAUCGUCAUAACAAAACAAUGGAAUCUAUUGCAAUUGGUAAAGGACUCGAUUUGAAACCCUACAAAUCAGGACUGGGUCUUUUUUUAUAACGACAAAAGUUAAUGGACGAAAAAUAAAAUUACCACAACGUCCAUUAACCAAUAUCGAUUUAAUAAAAUAUGUUAAAAUAUUGAAUAUUCAACAUUUCAGAGGAGUAUUUAUGAGAAAUGAUUUUCCAAAAAAAAUUUGGACAAAUGAAACGGGUAUUAUUAAUUUAGAUAACAAAAAUGGUAAUGGAACACACUGGACAGCAUAUAAAAAAAAUCAAUCACAAAUCAUAUACUUUGAUAGCUACGGUAAUCUUCAACCUCCAUUAGAAGCACUCAAAUAUUUUAACUCUAAUGGUUUUUGUCACAUUUUAUAUAAUCAUGGAGUGUAUCAAAAAAAUAAUACUUUUAAUUGUGGUCAUUUAUGUUUAUAUUUUUUAAAUAAAUAGAGAGUAAUAAAUAUGUUUUUGUUUAUUUUAUUUCCAACCUUUAUUCAGUUACAAUGUCUUCAACUUUUGUAAUAUCAGGACGUGAUUCUAUAUUAUCAACAAAAAUAUAUCCUCCAAUAAUUUUAGAGGAAGAAGCAGACUAUCAGAUUGGUUUAAUUGAUUUCUUUACAUACAAUACAAUUCCAAAUGUUGAUAAAACAAAUAAUAUGUUCUAUAUAGAUAAACAUGAAAUUAGUAUACCUGAAGGUUCAUAUGAAGUAGAUGACAUAGCGAGAUAUAUACAUUUUAAAUUAAAAGAAAUCGAGUAUCAUAAGGAAUCCUCAUCGAGUGGUGAUAAAACUAAUAAAACAAACAAAUCAAAUGUGUUAAAAAAAUCUGAAGAAGAAAAACCCGAAUUGGUUAAAUCAAAUAUAAUUAAACCUCUAGAACAUCAACAAAG